This is a messenger RNA of Rhineura floridana, 5370 nucleotides long. RefSeq names its product cancer antigen 1 (gene CAGE1). Bases 542 to 3754 code for a protein of 1070 amino acids. The record is from RefSeq and is a predicted model, not a curated record. The transcript is spliced from 16 exons. NCBI's taxonomy places the organism in Eukaryota, Metazoa, Chordata, Lepidosauria, Squamata, Rhineuridae.
CGUCUGAGCCAAGCGCAGCUCAGCCUGAGGCAUCGGAGGAAGCCUCAUAUGGUGGAAUGGGGGUGCGGGGAGUGAAAGCACGCCUGGCAGUUGAAUUAUUUUCAACGCAAGCGUGCAAAGAUGUGCCGUAAAGAAGCAUUUUUAUUGUUUAUUAAAUUUAUAUCCCGCCCUUCCUCCCAGAAAGUAUCGUUUAGGAAGACGGGCACUCUGAUGAACCCCCAGUCCUCCUGAAGGAGCGGCUUUACUCUGGGUGAACUCUCACUCUUUUUCUUUUCUGAACGCAAGAAGGUUCAUCAUCACCCUAACUAUGUCUAAACCAGUCCUGUUGAAUUCAGUGGGACUUACUGCCAGAAACGGACAGCCUGAUCCUUUGCAUGUUUACUCAGAUGUAAGCCUGAGUUCAAUAGGGCUUACAAGUCGGUCUGCAUAGGUUUGCCUCGGGCUGUUCUUUUAUUCGCAUUUCCGUGGUUGGAAGCUCAGCGUGACUUAACUGCAAACGUAAAGAAUCGAGUUUUACUGCGUGCAUCUGCUGGGCGAAGAAAUGCAGCGUUUAUUAUUAAAAGGGAGGCUCUCCCCUCCCCCGUACAACGGAUUGGCUGUGGUGGCGGAGAUUCUUUGUGACGUCACCGCGGUUUUGGUACCUUGCGGUUUUACAAACGAAACGAUUGAACAGCCGCUUCAGAGGAGAUCGGGUCAUCAGAGAAGAAUCAGCACAUCUGAGGAGGAUUUGUGCACCAGGGAGCCUUUAAUUAUCAUGAAUGAAGUAGCAGACCCUCUUGCCAUCUGCCACAUUUCCCCGGAGCUGAUCUAUAAAGAUCUAGAGAGCUGCAGCACAGCUUCAGAGAUUUCUCAAAAUGAAGUGCAGGAUUCAGUGAGGAAAAGUGAACUUGAUUGCACACUUUCCAAGGAAAAACAUCAUUUUGAGCCACUGUUUGAAGAUUUCAUAUAUGGUUUUGAAGAUGCUUCAGAAAAACUAAUGUCGCCACUGAACAUUCUAAGAACUUGCUCUAUAAACAAAGAGUCUUAUUUUAUCACUGAGAGGAAGGAAUCCAAUGAUGAGUUAUUGUCCCAAGGAGAAUCAGAGCAACAAUGCAGAGUCCUAGAUUGGCCAUCGGAAAGGUAUAGAAUGGAAAAAGACUCAAGUCAAAAACAUUCACAGGAAGUCAUGACAGAGAAUUAUAUUCUAGUUGAGGAGUUCCUGGUGGAUUUAUCAGAUGUGCCUAUUAUGGGAGAGUCAUUAUUGGAUUGCAUUGUGAAGGAAUCUCCCAUCGUAUCAAGUUUUCUCACUCAGCCCACAGGCUCUUUAUUGAAGGCAAAUGUGCAUGUGGCCAAUGAAGAUUUGCUUGUUAAAUGGAAUGGAUCAAAUGUGAAUGAAGAAACAUCAAGUCAUGAAGGCAAUAUGAUGGACAUGGGACAACACACUGAACCAACAAAAGAUUUCCAGGACUCAGAGCUCACAGUUUCUCCAGAUGCUUUGGAUGAAAACCUGGAUUACAUUCGCACUCUUAUGCAGUCAAACAGACACUUAAAAGAAUGUCUCAGGAGCAAUAUAGCACAUUGUAUCAGCAAAGAGAAAGUGGCUGAUAGCACUUCUCUACCAGAAGGUAUUGAAGUGUCCCAAGGACAGCAUAAUGCUGAGUCUUCGUCUCUCUAUUCAGAGAAGUCCUUCCUUAUGGAAGAAGAACGUAGGCAAGGGGACAGAGGCGACAAAGGUCUUUUGCAACCCCAUACUAACAAGAGCUGUUGCUUGAGUCCUUAUGAAGCAUCACACAAACUGUGCAAGAGGAACACCCCAGUAUUUAUUCCAAAGCAAUUGCUGCUUCAAGAAGGCGACAUGGACUUCAGCAAGGUCAUUAAGGACUUAGAACAGGACCAACAGAAGCAACUGUCCCAUAUUGUAGAACUUCAGCAUGGCAAUAUAUUUUUUGAGAAGAAGAUUAAAGAAAUAGAGAAAGUACUUCUUGAAGAAGGAAAUAUGGAUUUAAACAAAACCAUCCAGGUACUAGAGCAGGACCAAAAGAAGCAACAAACCCAAAUAAUGGACCUUUACUAUGAUAAUGUUUCCUUGGAGACCAGAAUUAAAGAGCUGGAGGAGAACUUUCUCAAGAAGCAUGACUUUAUUGACACCAUAAGAAAGCUGAAGGAGAACAUUGCUGAUCUCACAGAAGCAAAGAACAAAGUCAAGGAGGAGAAUGAGGCAGAGAGGUGCCCGAAGAGCAUGGAGGAUGCUUUAGCCCACCCAGAUGAUCAUCAGCAGGACUUUGAGUCUGACAAAAAAGAUCUGAUGUGGCAAUUGGAAAAGCUUAAUGCUGAUUAUAGGGUCCUUCAAGAAAAGCACCAGGCAGAGACAGAAGAGAAAGUCAGAUAUAGGAUAAAGUGUGCAGAGCUGGACUGCACUCUCCACAAGAAAGAGCAAGAGAUACAAGAGUUGAAUUGCAUCAUACAAAAAUUGGAGCAUGAAGCUAGUGGCAUGAGAUCAGCUCUGCACAAAUUGAAGGAAGAGAGGGAGGACACCGAGAAGCAUUCCCUGUCUUUGCAGGCAGAAUUGCAGAGGCAGAAGGAUGAGAGACUGGCAGAAAGGGAAGAGCUGAGCUGCAAGUACAAUAAACUGGUUGCUCAGAUUAAACUUCUGCAGGAGGAAUUUGAGAAUGAACAGGCUGAGAUGGAGAAAAUGCAGCAGCAGGUCUGUGCAUUCAGAACAGAGAAGACUGGACUUCAGCAGCAAAUGGCAAAGGACAAACAGCAAACUCGCUUCUUGCAGCUGGAGUCUGCCAGGUGGAAAGAACAGCACGACCAGAUUGGAGAGCCACAAACAUUGAAGGAGCAGAUGCAGUACCAAAUGAUCCAGAUCCUCAGACAUAAACUUGGAUUACAGAGGGAAGAGUUGAGAAAGAAAGAAGAAAUAAUUGAGUGGAACAUGCACAUUCUAGGAAGGUUUCUUUUGGACAUGAAAUCAAUGCAUUCAGAUUUGUCCAUCAGAAGCCUCCACGGUGAAGAAGAUCAUUUCAACUCUCCCUAUGUCCAGAAAGCAUCUCACCUCUUGUCAAAAAUCCGCAGUCUUCUGGCCCUUGCAGAAGGAUUACUUACCUGCCAGGACACAGAUAAUCAGGCAAUUGCUGAAUGUUCCACGAAAAGUGAAACUGUUAUUGAGCUGAAGGGAAAAAUGAAGAGCCUGUCAUUAAAAAAAAAAAGCUUGGAGAAAGAGUUGCAGAAACACAAGGAGCAUAUAGCAGCCAUGAGGAAAUUAAUAAUUAACGAGAAGUUGUCUGAAGACCAUGAUACUAUGGCUACAGAAGCUGGUGAAGAGGAAUCUGAUAGUGGCGCAGACCUGCCUGAUCUUCUGAGAUCAAAGCUGGGUGAACACAACAAGCAAAGUGAUGAGCUCCAUGGUGCGAUUAAAGCAUUGGAAGGUAAUUUGGCAUCCAAAGAAGAAGUAUGCAAGAAGCUCACUGGAGUAAAUGGCAAGCUUCAGAAGGACUUGGGUAACUUGACAUGCAAGGUGACAUCAUAUGAGGAAAUUAUUGAACGUGCUGACCAAAGGCUUGAGCUAGCCAAUUCAGAAAUAUCAUAUUUAGAGAAAAGAAACCAGGAUUUGGAAGAUAUAAUUAAGAAGUUCAAAAUGAAUACCAGAAAGCUGAGAAUGCACCAGCAAAAAAAACGUGAGUUUGAAGGGGCCUUAAAGAAGAUGAGCUAUGUGACAUCAUGGGGGUCAGUUUUCCUUCUUCCACUCCAUUUCAUUGGUUGCUGUGUGUAGUGUGGGGUGGGGUGAGGAAACUCUGAACACAAUGUCAUCACACCAUGUGUCUUUGAUUUUUUGGGAGACAAGGGGCAUAGGCAGUUGGCAGGCACCUUCCUCUUAAUGUAUUGUUUGGGUCUCAGUACUUGGGAGGAAAUCCCAGUACCAUCCUUUCUUUAGAACCUUAUCAAGUAAACAGAUAAGCAGGAAUGUCUCUUACCAUGUAUUUAUAUGAUAUGUACAACAGUGUGUGUUUUUAACUUUUCUUUUUUUGGCAGCGUUACUACCAUUAGCAUGCAGUAAAAAUGAAUAAGUAACUUGAGAAUCCAAGGUUCUCAAGGCUACAACAGACUGAUCUAUCUGCUGACUCUGAAACAAUGUUGAUGAGCAUUACAAAAAUAGGUGCUGGAACCAGUAUGGAGGGAAAGCUAAAUAGAAAACCAGCUAAACUCAGGGUUGCUUCAAACUGUAAUUUUCUCACAAUGGCUUACCUUUUUUACUAGAUUGCCAAAUGCAUUAUGGGAGGGAGUCAGCUCAGUAUGUGAUGAUGCUCAGCUCUGUAUCUCCCUUUUGUUGAUUCAUGGGAAGGCUGGGAAAACUCUCAAUUGGUGUGUGGAAUCAGUGGUGGGCUGGAUGAGUAGACAAGACAGAGGUACUAUUAGUUAAGCAGCCUGUCGGUCUAGGGAUCAGAUCUUAGCCUCUUCUGUGCAGAGUUGCACUGCCCUUAAAAUAUCACAUUUAUAGCUUGAGAGUACUUCUGGAUCUAGCACUGACAGACACUCAUGUAUCAAGCUUUUGUCCAGCUUUGGCUAGUGUAUCAAUUCCACCUAUUCUUCAUUCAGUCCUGGCUAUGGUCCUAGAUUUAUUUAUUUAUUAGAUUUAUAUCCUGCCCUUUCUCCCAGUAGGAGCCCACUAGAUUCCACUAAUUACAUCUCAGUUGGACUACUGUAAUAUGCUCUAGGUGGGUCUGCCCUUGAAAACUACUCAGAAACUUCAGUUUCCUGACAAAUUGCUAUGACCCUUUUAUUGUAGCAGCUGAAUGCAAUUCAAGGUGCUGGUUAUUUACCUGUCAAGUUAUUUGGUUACGCCAGUAACAUCCCAAUACAUUUCAGGCUCCAGCUGUCAUGCAAUUAAAGUAACAUGUCUGUUAUAGGUUAUAUUUGUUAUAGGUUACUGGGCACACAUGUAUUUCAUGGAAGCUGUAUCUACCAUAUUGGAAGAUUGUGUUGUGUGAAGUUGGCCACUUAAAACCAUAUUGGCCACAUACUUUAGGGCUAAACUAUGUGUUACACACAUAUGCACAAAAUAUUACCCUGACAGCUCUUUUUAAACUGGAAAUAUGCUGCUAGAAGGACAAUUGGAUUGGGAGAAGUGAAGAAAGGGAAACUUCAGCCUUCUCCACCUCCUGCUUCCUUGUGUUUCCAGUUAAAAAAGAAUGAUCGAGAUAACAUUACCUGUAUUUGCUUGUAUCAUCUAGUCUGGCCCUCAGUACUGUUAGCUGCCUGGUUGUGGUUCUUGAUCUUAUCCAUAGUCUUGGGCAGGGAUUGUUAGUCUCUGCUGUCUUCUCCCCUCCCAAACUACAACAUCUAUGUGGUCCAGAAGCCUUUUUUGGGUGUGUGUGAGUGUCAUAGCAU